AUUCGCCUCCUUCCCCGAGAGCCGGUGCGGCGGCGGCCGCUCGCUCUCGGGCAGCUCCCCCCCUCCUCCCCCCGCCAUGAAGGGCCGUCGGCGGUGGUGCUGGCGGGGGGAGCACCGCCGCUUGGCGCUGCUGCUGGCGCUCUACACGCUGCUGCUGCUGCUGCUGGUGCCCUACGUGCUGGACUACGGAGCCCGGCGGGCGCGGGCGGACGAGGAGCCGCUGCUGCGGCGCUGCCCCAGCCUGGAGGAGGCGCUGAGCGAGUGGGGCUGGGAGCAGCGCCCGCCGCCGCCCGGCGACGACGAGGAGGAGGAGGAGGCGGCGGCGGCGGCGGGCAACGGCAGCGGGGCGGGCAAGCGGCACAUCUACCUGCACGCCACCUGGCGCACGGGCUCGUCCUUCCUGGGGGAGCUGUUCAACCAGCACCCCGACGUCUUCUACCUCUACGAGCCCAUGUGGCACCUGUGGCAGGCGCUGUACCCCGGCGACGCGCUCAGCCUGCAGGGCGCCCUGCGCGACAUGCUGCGCGCCCUCUUCCGCUGCGACUUCUCCGUGCUGCGCCUCUACGCCGCCCCCGCCGGCCCCCGCGACCCGCUGGGCGCCGCGCCGCCCGCCGCCAACCUGACCACGGCCGGCAUCUUCGGCUGGCGGACCAACAAGGUGAUCUGCUCGGCGCCGCUCUGCCCCGCCGCGCCGCGGCCCCGCCGCGAGAUCGGCCUGGUGGACGGCGCCGCCUGCGAGCAGCGCUGCCCGCCGCGGGCGCUGCGCGAGCUGGAGGCCGAGUGCCGCAAGUACCCGGUGGUGGUCAUCAAGGACGUGCGGCUGCUGGAGCUGGGCGCGCUGCUGCCGCUGCUGCGGGAGCCCGGCCUCAACCUGCGCGUGGUGCAGCUCUUCCGCGACCCGCGCGCCGUCCACAACUCGCGCCUGAAGGCCAAGCAGGCGCUGCUCCGCGAGAGCAUCCAGGUGCUGCGCAGCCGGCACCGCGCCGAGCCCCGCGGGCCGCCUCGCCCGCAGCAGCCCCCGCUCCCGCCCGGCCUGGGGCUGCUGGGCGCCGGGCGGGCCCCCGGGCAGCACCGCGCCGAGUUCUUCCUCGGCGGAGCGCUGGAGGUGAUCUGCCAGGCGUGGCUCCGCGACCUGCUGCUGGCCCGCCGCAACCCCGCCGCGCUGCGCCGCCGCUACACGCAGCUGCGCUACGAGGACCUGGUGCGGGAGCCCCGCGCUCAGCUGCGCCGCCUGCUGCGCUUCGCCGGCCUGCCCGUGCCGCCCGCCAUGGAGGCCUUCGUGGUCAACAUGACCCGCGGCGCCGCCUACUCCUCCGAGCGGCCCUUCCUCAUCUCCGCCCGCGACGCGCGGGAGGCCGUGCACGCCUGGCGGGAGCGCCUCAGCCGCCAGCAGGUGCGGCAGGUGGAGGCGGCGUGCGGCGAGGCCAUGAGCCUGCUCGCGUACCCGCUCAGCGCCGGGGAGCGGCGGUAGGGGACGCGCGGGGACCCGCCGGCAGCCGGCGAGGGGCGAGGCGGCCUUGUGCCGCGUGGCCGUUGGGCGGCAAGAUCUGGCCGCCUGCUCCGAAGAGGCGUUGGGGACGGCCGCCAAGCGCUGAGGGGACAGCGGGGACGCGCUUCUAAGAGUUCUGAGGUGUGUUUGGUAGGAGAGGUCCUCACGGGACGGCAUCGAGCUCCGAGGCCUACUGGACACGAAACUGGCGUACCAAGAGUUGUAAGUUCUUAAAACUUGUAUCAAACUGAUGAAAACAAAGACUCCGAGCAAACAAUCGGAGGACUCAUGUGAGAGCAUCGCCCUUUCCAGAGCGUAAAGCGCAUCUGGUUCCGUUGUAUCGCUCUUACAACAACGCGUGAAGAAGGCAUCUGUGGAACUCCCUGUGGGAUCUGACUGCCCACGCCUGGCAGGAGCCGCCGUGCCCAUGGCCUGGUUGCCCUGAAGCCGUGGGACAGGCAGUGCCCGCACCUCCCUCAGCCCCCACCUGCAGCCCUGCCCUCGGAGCACCGGGAGGAGCAGCGGGAGCGUUUGUCUGCUUCUGUGUCUUGAGGACAUUUGUUCCAGAAAAUUCCUGUGGAAGUGACAUUAUGUGGAAGGCGAAUGCUUGACGUUUCCAUUUUGUUUUCUCAACCGGCUGAGGGAAUGCCUUUCAGUCCCAGCUUCCUGGCUGAGACAAUGAGCUGCACGGGGCUCCCGUGCUCACAUCCCCUCCCAGCGAUAACAUCCUCUCAGCUGUAGCUCCUGCGUGUGGACAGAGCAAAGGCUGCCACACAAGGCUGGGCAAAUCCAUCCUGGCAAAAGAGGUCCCCGAGUGAAAAUUUGUAUUUAAGGGAAAAAAAAAAAAACCUACAUCACAUCCUUAAGUUUCAUUUUGGAUGUUCAGGUGUUGUUUUCCUGUAGACGUCCUGGGGCUUGUAUGAGGAGGGUGUGCAUGUGUGUGUGUAUGCAAGUAUCUUUUUUCCGUUGCUUACUUGGGGACAGGAGGUUGGACGGUGAUUUGUGGGCACUCACUGUAACUUUUUAGGAGCUGCUCUUGGGUCCAUUCCAAUCUGACAGCAGCUGAGUGGCACCUCGGGAGUACGUAGGGCUGUGGAGAUGCUGACACGCAAUCCUCAAGCACAAAGUGAGAACAUGAGCUUCAGAUGGAGGAUAAUCCGGGCUCAGAACAAAGCCGUGUUUAUAUAACGUGCUGGAAACAAAGGUGGCUCAAAGAAGUUGCAUUAGCUUACGAGGAGCGUUUGUAUUGUGCUGCAGUUUUUCAUGCUUCGGGUAUUGCGCUGUAAAACAUGUCAGUGUGUUAGGGCCAACCUUAAUUUAUUGUAGCUCUUCUUCCUUGGCCUUCCCACCCAAGAGCAGUGCCGUUAGCAUUGACACCAUGGCUGGGAACAAGUGCAGCCAGGAGCAUGCUUUUUGUGCUGCUCUGUGCUCAGCAGGUUGCAGUCUAGGAACUGUACGGUGCAGCUGUUAAGCACUCACUUCACCUUGGCAGAGAACCUCAUCGUGCCAGCCCAGGAUGCAGUGGUGUGACACAGGGAGCUGUGGGAAACACACUCUUAGGUUCACUUUUACUGGUUCGUUGGGAGAAGUGUUGUCGUCCAGCCUAAGCUCACGCUUAGUGCUGAAAAAAUCCACUAAUUGUAAACCAUCCUGUGUUUUCUGAAGCAGUUCCCACAUGUGACAGAUGCAUUUUCUGUGUCAAGAUAUAUUUUUUUCUCCACAGAAGCUGUUUCCUGAUGCGAUUUCUCUUUGUUAGCGGUUCAUUCAGUUUUUUUUCUCACCCCAAGCUGUCCUCCUAAGACCCGAUCUAAUUCUUGUCCUUGUGUGUGUAUGUGCAUACCAUGAGAAAGGCUCUGUUCUGCGAAGUGUAUAAAAAUACAGCAAGUGCAAUUUCUGUUUUGUAUUCAGGGCGUGAGAGUUUAUUAGAAGGCCGUGUAAAAUGAUCAGCGGGGAACAAACAAAACUGAGAAAUGAAGAAGUAGCAGUGGGAGUGCAGGAUGUGCAAGAGCAGCAGGGCUUAGACAGCGAUUGCUCAAUGGCAGAUGUUGUGACUGCAGCACGUCAGCCCGGGCAGGACCUGCUGAAGUGCCCCCAUCCCAGGAGAACAGCUGAGGCUCACCACCUACUUUGCUCCUAAAGCACUGUGGUGGAUGUUUACAGCACAUCCUCGCUGGCCUGGUAACCUGCACCUUGAAGGAAAAACAUUGCAAUGUCAAACAGCAGCAUCGCUCUGUGCCUGAAAGGACAGAAGGAAUGUGUGGGAUUGGGGUGGGCGCUGGAGCUUUGUGGGAGGAGCUCUCAAAGGGCACCCAGCCUGCUGGGUGCUGGGUGCAGGACAGCCAGGGUUAAGCUGCACUUUGGCAGUGGCUGCUCUUCUGUGGCUUGGUUAACAAGCUCUGCUGCUGUGCUGGGCAUCUUCUAGAACACAGGGGACCGGUAAGCAUGCUGCAGCUGAGCUGAGCUUGGCAGGCUGGGAAUCAGUCGGUGCUGGGCCACAGAGCUUUAGUGGUUUAGUCCGAGAUUUGGGAACAGCCUAUGCUUGUGUCACAUUACAUGUAAUGAAUUAACAGGUUUAAUCUAUUAAGUCGUAGUUGGCACUGGGAGCACAACUGACAAAUGCUUACGCCGUUAUUUCUGUCAUCUGGUUGUACUUAACUUUUGAUCAUGGUGCGUUUGCCUUAAGGGAGGCAGAAACUCAAGUCCUCCAAUCGUAUGUAAAGUGCUGUGCUCUAAGAGCGGUGUUUCCGUGCUGGAAUUGCUAAGUGCUCUGUUCCCACCUUACAUCUGUACUUAAACUGCUGGGCGACAACUGCAGUGACACGCUUGUGAGAAGCGGUGAAAGCGCAGAGUGAAGAAACACACAGCCCCUUGUGUUACUUGCACGUGCUGACACAUCACUUGCAGAUCCCCACGCUGUGUACUCACAUACUUCAGACGCAAUGGAGAUGUUUUCGUUGCACAGAGGUGUUUAUUUCUUUGGUUUCUGUUUGCCAGCACAAAGCUCUCCCCGGUGCAAUAUCCACUGAGCAAUGCUGGAAUGGCCGUGGAGAAUGAUAGCAAAGUCACUUACAGAACAGCUGUGGUGUUGCAUUGGUCAGCUCAGUGCUGUCCCCGGUCACCGAGUAUGGAGAAAAGCUCUGAGUUUCUACAUGAAGUUCUCUUCAGGCAUCACUGCCGCAGCUUUCAGUAAGCCACAUUAUGAAAACCAGUGCAGAACUCCUGGGUUUAUUACAGGCAUGCAAUUAAACAACAUUUUGGUGAAGAACAGAGCUCUGUAGACCCAAAGGCACUGAAGCGGUGGUUUUCUGCGAGCGUGGGACCUGAUGUACUGCCUGCAGUCAUGCUGUCUUGGUAUCUGGCACCAGGCAAGUCUGGCUUCCGUCACCAAGCUGUUGUGCCCCGCUGAUGACCUGCGCACCGUUUCUUGGUGUUAAUGAACAGGACUCGGGGCUUUCCCCGGUGCCCCCAAGUUUUUCUCCCUGUUUCUAACUGUCUAACUUUGACAAACCUUAACUGUAUUUAGGCUGAAUCUCUUCUUGUUGGGCUCAAGGUUUAAUUCUCUCUGGGGAACUUAAUUCAGAGGAGCGCAUCUUCUUUGAAACCAGGGUUGGGUUGUGGUGGUGUUGCACCCACAUCCAACUGCUCUCCGAGAUGGCUCUUUGAGGUCAUUUUUGUCACUGUGGCGCUUUGGGACAAGAACUCCAGUUUGGGCAGGGGGGAAUGACGUCCAUGUAAGGGAUGCACGUGUUUGGUGUUUACUGCUGCUGCUCUCAGUUGGCCAAAUGUUUGCAAAAAAAACUGUUAGCAUGUGCUAGUAAAAGUGGCUUUUGUAUGUUUAUGUGUCUUUAUUUUACACCAGAAAGCAUCUGCGUUGGUCUUACCUUCAGCGAACGCUCUCAAACCUCUGUGUUCCCGUGAGAAAGGCACAUGGAUGAUGGCAGUACCACGCUCUGUGUCUCAAUUACCCAUGCUCAGGGUGAAUUAAUUCAGACUUCUAGUAGAUACAGAGAAAUAUCAAGUGCGGUAGAAGCCCUCUGCCUUGGAGAAGAUAGAGCUGUUCACUCCACUUAGCCUGAAAGGAAAGGUGGACGGAGGACAGCAGGGCACAGCAGAAUGAAUAGCGGUGAUGGGGAGAGGUAAUCAUGCCAUGGAGAGCUUUGGCACGAGAACAGCAAUUUGUACGUGAGCAGUGAAUCACUUUAGCCUGGAAGCUGGAAGAACGGUGUGGUUCUGGAGCAGGCUUCCACAUGGAGCAGUUUGUUCUGGAGUUCACAUCAUUUAAAAAUGCUGGUCAUUUUGUUUUUACCGGGAUUUGAGUAUGGUGUACUUCUUAUUUCUCCCUGUGGGUGCAGAGCACAGCCUGCCACCACUUCCUUCUGGAAACUUUGUCACCUUGCCUUAGCAGAAGCACAUAAUUAUAUGAUUGUUUAUUACACAACAGCAACAACAACCACAAAAAGAACUCCAUGUUAAUCAGCUUUCAAGCUUAUUAGCUUCCCGUUCAGGCUUCAGUCGUACCAUUCUAGCUCUGACAGAGCACUCUGGGGUUCAUUCAUCCUUUUGCAUUGAGCAACUUCCACGCUCCGUGUGACUCAAGCCACAGAACUCCUCCAAGUGCUGCCUUAAUGCUACCAUAUCAGAUAACCAGAUAAAUGUUUGUUUGUACAACAUCAAAUUCUGGCAUGCAGAGAGGUAUUCUCACCUACCUGUCGUGCCUUGAGUUGCUUGUUUCUAAUAGAGUGACUGCAGUUAUACUCCUGAGGAGUUUAGUAUGAAUUUCAUUUUCCACCAUGAAUUGUAAAUUGGAGCCACAGCUUGAAGUGAUUCUCAGUAAGUCCUUACCAGAAUAUUUGUGUAGGUUGGCUCUUCUGAGAACUUACAAUCAAAGCUGCUACAUUCACACUGGACGCAUCAAGCUGAUAUUACUCAAACCUUUGUUCCUGGAUUAAAAAGGAGUUAACCUUUAUCUUCUGGCAAGAUGUUAUGUGUAGUUGUCUUAAUACUUCCAUGGAGAAUAAACCUCUUGCCGCUCUUGGCUCCUUGCUCUA
Messenger RNA from Gallus gallus (chicken), 6537 nucleotides. RefSeq names its product carbohydrate sulfotransferase 7 (gene CHST7). Gene Ontology annotation, biological process: carbohydrate metabolic process; N-acetylglucosamine metabolic process. Gene Ontology annotation, molecular function: N-acetylglucosamine 6-O-sulfotransferase activity; chondroitin 6-sulfotransferase activity. The record is from RefSeq and is a predicted model, not a curated record. Gene Ontology annotation, cellular component: Golgi membrane. The transcript is spliced from 2 exons. Lineage: Eukaryota; Metazoa; Chordata; Aves; Galliformes; Phasianidae. The coding region runs from base 77 to 1471 and encodes 464 amino acids.